AUCGGCACAGUGACUCAUGAUCCAGCAUUCAAACAUCAAGCAGCAGCACAAUCCUCUCUCUGCGUCUCAAGAUUAAAAUCAACCAGACAAUGGAUCAGUUCAUAGAUGAUUUCCAUAAAAAUCUCCGUAAGGAAGUAUCUGGCCUGAGAGCCACUUCCAUUGUGUAUUGUGAUUUCAUACUGUAUUUCUGCCUCAUCGCCUCUCGUGCUGGAACUGACAUUGAUGCUGCAAUCAACAAUCUUAAAGAAGUUGCAGCUGACAAACAAGUUAUUAUUGCUGUGCUUUAUCCUACAAAUGACCCUGAGAAAACCAUACCAGACACCAACAAUGCUAUAAAGAAAGAGAAUACAUAUUUUGUGGACUUUCUGUUCAACGAGGAUGAAGGGUUCAUGAAUUGUCAGAAGAAUAAAGAUGCAAUCAAGAAACUUGCGAGGUACAUCAAGUCCAAGAAUCUGACUUCAUAUUACUUGCAAAAUUUUGCAAGUACACACUCAUAUCAGGAUGAAGAACAGAUACCCUUAAACCCAGGAGGACAACAAGAUAAAUCCGGUGGAAUUGUAGCUUUUUUCAGAAAAUAUAGUAUUGCUAUUGCUUUUGGUGGUUUUGUCAUUUUCGGCACUAUUGCUGGGUUAAUCCUAUGGUAUUCUUUUGGAUACUAGCUAAUUAAAUGAAUACAGAAAUGACUCUAAAAAAUAAUGUUUUAUGAAAAAAGACAGCUGUGAAUGCCAGAAGACCAUAAUUACAGCAGCUUAUUUUCAGCUUUUACAGAUUUAACUUUAACAACAAACCACCAUAAUUCACUAACUCAUAACUUAUUUGAAUGCUACAUAUAAAAGUCACAAACAGCUAUACUUACCAUUAUGGUAAAACACAACAUUGUUUUCUACAAUAUUACAUGUAGCAUAAAACACUUUACGUAAAUGAUGAGAAAAACUAAAAAGGAAGUCAGUAAAUGGAACUGAUUUUUACUGCAGCAUUUUUACAGCACCUUGCAGUUAAAACACAGCCAUUGUGAAUUUCAGUAGUAAUUGUUACUAAGCUUCAUAUAAUACACAGCAUGAAGAGGGUUAAACUGAAGUGUGUUUUUGUGAUACACUCUCAGAAAAAAAAGGUACAAUGUUGUACCAAAGAAAGUACAAACCCUUGUCACUGGGGCAGUACUUUUUUUGGAACAGAAUUGUACCUUAAGACAAAGAAACAAAUUUGUACCAUUGCAGUUUGUACCUUUUAAGAUAAUGAUUUGUACCAUGGCAAACCAAAAUGUACCUUUGGUUUUUAAAACCUGCAUAUUCAAUAUUGUACCUUCAUCAAAGGUACAAAUGAGAUUCAUGAAGGUACCACUACAGUGACAAGACACUUUGUACCUUAACAGUGUCAAAUGUGUUCCUUCAAGAACUAUUUAAAGGCAUUUUG
Messenger RNA from Danio aesculapii, 1413 nucleotides. RefSeq lists its product as uncharacterized. The transcript is spliced from 5 exons. Lineage: Eukaryota; Metazoa; Chordata; Actinopteri; Cypriniformes; Danionidae. The record is from RefSeq and is a predicted model, not a curated record. The coding region runs from base 90 to 659 and encodes 189 amino acids.